UUCUCUAGUGAUCCCAGUUUCUUAGCAUUCAUUAACAUUGAGCGAUGUCUAGUGCGAGUGUCUCUAUUGUAAGCUGUAAAUACAUGUCCCGGAAGUAGAUUAAAUAAGACAAUACAACGUGUAGUCAUGACGGAUGAAUUGAAAUUGGAUCAUCGCGCGAGGAAGAGGAUCAAGGAAGUGAAAAAGAAGGCCCGGCCAGAGUCUCAUUUAUCCGUUACACGCAGCCGAAAACAAGCUCGUGCUUAGCAUAUCGUAAGAAUCGUGUCAUUCACCGGACUCCAUAUGAUCCGUUUCGAGGAAGAGCGAGAAGAAGCUAUCUCACCUCUUGAUCUUGGACGACGAUGAUAACUGGCAGAUAAGGCAGCAUGGAGUCAGCAUGGUUAUAAUAAAAAUUUCCAACUAUUUUGGCAAUUUGAAGACAAUGCUGAACGAAUCGAUGAAUCCGACAUGACUAUGGACGAUUUUGUAGAAAAAUUUGAAAAACCAUACAAGCCUGUGAUAAUUCGAGGUGUUCAGAAUGGCUGGAAAGCCCAGUAUAAGUGGACUAUAGAGAAAUUAGCCAAGAAAUAUCGGAAUCAAAAGUUUAAAUGUGGGGAGGACAAUGAGGGAUAUAGUGUAAAAAUGAAGAUGAAAUAUUAUGUGCGUUAUAUGCUUCAUAACGACGACGACUCCCCCUUGUACAUUUUUGAUAGUUCGUUUGGUGAGCAUCCAAGACGAAAAAAAUUACUAGACGAUUAUAUCAUUCCCAAGUACUUUCGGGAUGAUCUCUUUCAUUAUGCUGGAGAACACAGAAGGCCGCCAUAUCGAUGGUUUGUUAUGGGACCUGCUAGAUCAGGCAAUCAAGGUACAGGAAUACACAUAGAUCCGUUGGGUACCAGUGCAUGGAAUGCAUUGAUUUCCGGUCAUAAACGUUGGUGCCUGUUUCCGACGCAUACACCUCGUGAGCUUCUCAAGGUAUCCGCAGCUGAGGGUGGCAAACAAAGAGACGAAGCUAUCACCUGGUUUUCCGUUGUCUACCCUCGCACCAAGUUACCUACGUGGCCGCAAAAUUGUCGACCGAUAGAGAUUCUGCAGGCUCCCGGCGAAACCGUCUUUAUUCCCGGCGGCUGGUGGCAUAUUGUUUUGAAUCUUGACGAAACUAUAGCAGUUACACAGAACUUCUGUUCGCGCACUAACUUCCCGGUAGUUUGGCACAAAACGGUACGAGGGAGACCAAAACUAUCGCGGAAAUGGUUAAAAGUACUCAGGGAUAAAGAGGCUGCACUAGCGGCGUUAACGGACAACAUAAACGUAAAAGAAGAUACCGGUGUUGCUAGCGAUUCUUCGAGCGGCUCUUCUAGUAGUUCUUCAAGUAGUAGCAGUAGUAGUCAAUCCGAGGACAGCGAGGACGACAGCGGUCAAGAGUCACUUACCACGCAUAAAAAGAAAAAGAGAAGAAAAUUGAAUAACAGCCAACCCUGACAAUAUCCAGUACUUGGAACCUACAGAGACCUCAGACUGUACAGUAUUAAUCAAUCUUACACAAUUAUUAUUUGUACUAAAAAUAAAUAUUAUAAUUAUCUUUAUGUUCAUAAUAAAAUAAAUAUUAGAUAACGUAGCUUUUUCCCUUCUUUGGAUAACAUUUUAUCCAAUUUCUUUGCAUUUAGGCAUCUUAUGAUAAUGCACAUAAUUCCUACUCCAGUCAAGCUUUCUUAACAUUGCAAUUCAAUUACAUCUUGAUAAACAACAGACACAUUUCUCUGCAUUUUU
Harpegnathos saltator (Jerdon's jumping ant) is the source of this 1749-nucleotide messenger RNA. RefSeq names its product bifunctional arginine demethylase and lysyl-hydroxylase PSR (gene PSR). NCBI's taxonomy places the organism in Eukaryota, Metazoa, Arthropoda, Insecta, Hymenoptera, Formicidae. Gene Ontology annotation, molecular function: P-TEFb complex binding; histone H4R3 demethylase activity. Gene Ontology annotation, cellular component: nucleus; cytoplasm. Bases 448 to 1461 code for a protein of 337 amino acids. The transcript is spliced from 8 exons. Gene Ontology annotation, biological process: phagocytosis. The record is from RefSeq and is a predicted model, not a curated record.